This is a messenger RNA of Spodoptera litura, 2288 nucleotides long. NCBI's taxonomy places the organism in Eukaryota, Metazoa, Arthropoda, Insecta, Lepidoptera, Noctuidae. The record is from RefSeq and is a predicted model, not a curated record.
AACAACACGCAGGCGUGUAGUGCAGUUCGUGUUAUUUUUGGUUAGAAUAAGUCUGAGUCAAAAUAAAUUAUUAUUUUGUGAAUAAAAAUGCCAAAACCAACACUAUUUGAUGAUGAUUCUGAUGAAGAGGUAGCGCUUAAAACAGAAAAUGAGUACGCUAAGAAGUAUGACAAGUGGCGGGAGAAGGAAGAACUUCAUAAACUUGAACAGAAAUACGGCUCCAAAGCAUUGAACAGUGAUGGGUCAGUAUCAUCAGACAGUGAGGAUGAGAGUGACUCCCCUCCGGAGAUCACAGAGGAGAUGGAAACUCAGUUCCUCAAGACACUUGCACUGCUUAAGACAAAGGAUCCAAGGAUCUAUGAUCCCCAGUUUAAGUUCUUUGAUGAAAACCAGAAAAAGGAACCGGAGAAGGAAACCAAGACUAAACAGCUGACUUUUGCUGACAGUGAUGAUGAUGAUGAUGAUGAUGAUGAUGGCAACAUCUUCAGUGUUGAGAAGAAGGCUGAGGUUGUAGAGGACAACAAGAAAGAGAGGAAAACAUCUGAGACUAAGGAAGGGAAACUGAAAGAGUAUCUAACAGGUCAAGCAGAGCACUUGGAUGAUGCGGUGGAGAAAGACUUAGCUCCACUGAAAGCUCUCUGGUCCGACCCCAAGCUUAAUGAGGGCGAAGCAUUUUUGAGAGAUUAUAUUCUAAAUAAAAAACAUCUUUUCCAGUUAAAACGUUUCCCGCGCACGAUGAACUACAUCCGUCCGAAAGACGACCGGCGGUCUAAGAAACGACAAGAGGUGCGCACGCGCAAGGAAGAGGAGAAGAAAAAGAAGAUGGAGGAGAUCGCCAGACUAAAGGCGCUCAAGCUGAAAGAGAUACAAGAGAAGAUUGCCAAGAUCAAGGAGGUCACUGGGAAUGAAGAACUUGCGUUCAGGGAAGAGGACUUGGAGAGUGAGUUCGACCCGGAGGAGCACGACAAGCGCAUGCGCGAGAUAUUCGACGAGGAGUACUACGGGGACGCUGACGAACAGAAACCUGUCUUCCCAGACCUCGACGAGGAACUCGAGAUUGAGAACUGGGAGAAAUAUCAGCCAGAACAAGAAGAUGGCUACGAGGGAGAUGACGCUGAUGAAAAUGGACCGCACUGUGAAGACGAAGAUUUUAAUAUGGACGCCGAGUACGACCCAAAGAAAGCACGCGAGAAUCUUCUAGAAGAGGUUAAGAAGACUCUAGGCAAAAAGAGAAGGAACAGGAAGAAGAAGUCUAAAUUAGCAGAGUUGCUGUCUUCUGAGAAACCGAAAUUUGUGCCCACUGUAGUGGACAAAACAUAUGACCAGUAUAUGGAAGAAUAUUAUAAAAUGGAUUGCGAAGACGUGAUUGGCGGAGACCUGCCGACCAGGUUCAAGUACCGGGAAGUCGUGCCAUGUGAUUAUGGACUCACUGUCGAAGAGAUUUUAUUGGCUGAUGACAAGGAGCUGACUCAGUGGGUGCCUCUAAAGAAGAUCUUGAAGCACCGCCCUGAGAACGUGGAGAAGGGAGACGCCAGGAACUACGCGCAGAAGGCAGCUGAUGUACGACUCAAGAAGAAAAUACUGCCCAGUCUGUUCAAAGACUUGCCAGAGGACCCAGAAAUAGUAGUACCAAUAGAAGAAACGAAAAAGAAAAAAAAGAAGAAGAAGAAAAAGAACAAAGAAGAAAACACCGAAGGUACCAGUACAGAGGCAGCUGAACAAGAGACACCAGCACCUGAGCAAGAUGAAGAGGUUGAACAUAACGAAGCAAACAACUCACCCAGCCCUAAAAAGAAGAAGAAAGACAAGAACAAAAAUAAUUCAGUGCAGGAAUCAAAUGACGAACAUAAAGAAGCAAGUCCAGAAGAGAAUGGAGAGUUAAAACAAAAAAAAAAGAAGAAGAAACAUAAAGAAUUUACUGUUGAAACUGUGGAACAUGCUGAACCUAGUCAACUGAGUACUGAAAACAAUGAAGACGGUAAUAAAGAAAAGAACAUAGAAAAAGUAAAGAAAAAUUUAAAACGUAAAGCUGAUUCCAAUUCUGGGGAGGCUAGCCAAAAGAAAAAUAAAGGCAAUAAGAAAGAUUUCAAAAAGAAUUUGAAACAAAAUGAUAAGUUCAAGAAGAAGCAAACCAAUCAGCCUAUGAACCCUCUCACCAACUUAUCAGACGAAAGGUUGAAGGCCUACGGGUUGAAUCCUAAAAAAUAUAAAAACUUCAUGAAGUUCAAGAAAUUUUAGUCAACUGUUACAGAAUUUAUGGAAUUGUAUAUUUCUUGUAUAUAUAAUAA